Molecule: messenger RNA, 1139 nt
Organism: Pezoporus occidentalis (night parrot)
Lineage: Eukaryota; Metazoa; Chordata; Aves; Psittaciformes; Psittacidae
Product: secreted frizzled-related protein 2-like
Exons: 4
Coding region: 67-930 (287 amino acids)
Biological process (GO): canonical Wnt signaling pathway; non-canonical Wnt signaling pathway
Molecular function (GO): Wnt-protein binding
Source: RefSeq, a predicted model, not a curated record
UUCAACAUACCCUGGAGCUUAGAGGCUUGACAGCUGCCUGCUCAGCAGCCCAGGAGUCACUGGAAGAUGUUCUUGACUGCAAAAAUACUUGUUUUUACUGUGAAUGGUUUAUUCAGAGUGGCAAUGGGCUUUGACAUUGGAUUAUCCACGAAAUGCGUAGUGAUACCCAAGGAGAUGGGCAUGUGCCACAAGAUUGGAUACUCUGAAAUGAGGCUUCCCAACCUGAUGGGACACACCAGCAUGGCCGAGGUUAUCCUAAAAUCCACCACCUGGCAGCACCUUGCACACACGGACUGUCACCCUCACGUGAGGACAUUCCUGUGCUCCCUGUUCGCACCCAUCUGUUUAGAUACGUUCAUUCAUCCUUGUAGGAGUAUGUGUGUUGCCGUCCGUGACAGCUGUGCCCCUGUGCUUGCCUGCCAUGGACACCUCUGGCCUGGCAGUCUGGACUGCGAUCGAUUCCCUGCAGAUGAGGACAUGUGCCUGGCAUCUCUCACAAAGGAAUACAAAUACUCACACAAAGCAGUCCUACCAAAGCCUGCCUGCCAGACCUGCCCAGCAGUGGAGGAAUUCUUUACACACAAAAGAGUUCUUGAAGUUUUCUGUGACAGUAACUUUGCAGUGAAAGUAAAGCUGUCCAAGAAGAGAACAGUAUUUGACGACCAAGAGUAUAACAUUGAAUGCCAAGUGGAAUUCAUUACCCAGGGCUCACUCUUGCCUUAUGAAACUCAGAAUAUGAUACAGCAGUGGCUGCUUAUCAAUGAAAACUGUACACAGAGGAUGACUCCAACCCAUCGUCCCAUGGUGUAUCUCCUUGUGGGGAAUAUUGAAGAGGGCAUCAUUUUAGUAAAACAGGUUUAUCGAUGGCAGAGGAGGGACUCCCAGCUGACUUUGGCCACUCAGAAAUGGAGAUACCAUAAAUGCCUGUAAAUACUUAUCACAUUAUUUGUAAAAAGAUGAUUAUGCUUCUCAUAACAAACUUAUCUUGUAAAUAGGAAUGUAUUAUAAGUGGAAUGUAAAGUCUUAAUGUCUUUUAAAAUGGUAUUAUAAGUUGAACUUAAAGCCCAGUGUUAUCAGGCCUCCUUUCUGUAGUGUUACAGCUAAUCACAUGAAGUUUGAACUUAGCCAAUCAUGUAUAA